Messenger RNA from Danaus chrysippus (African queen), 1308 nucleotides. The record is from the annotation of a GenBank genome assembly. NCBI's taxonomy places the organism in Eukaryota, Metazoa, Arthropoda, Insecta, Lepidoptera, Nymphalidae.
AUGCCUGUACCAUGCAAAGCAGGAUGUGGGAAAAAUGCUAUGUUAAAGCGUCCUAAAACAGGGGAUACUCUAUGUAAAGAAUGCUUUUUCGAGGCCUUUGAAACAGAAAUCCAUUUUACAAUAAUAAAGGCAGAAUUAUUUAACAGAGGAGAUUCUGUCGCCAUCGCCGCCUCUGGUGGCAAAGAUUCAACUGUAUUGGCACACGUACUGAAAACAUUAAAUCAAAGAUAUGACUACGGUCUUAAUCUCAUGUUGCUGUCCAUAGACGAGGGUAUAACCGGCUACAGAGAUGACAGCUUGGAAACGGUCAAACAAAACAGAGACGAUUACGAGAUGAAUCUCAAAAUAUUAUCAUACAAAGAUUUAUACGGUUGGACCAUGGAUGAAAUUGUAGCUCAAAUCGGAAGAAAGAAUAACUGCACAUUCUGUGGUGUAUUCAGGAGGCAAGCCUUGGAUAGAGGUGCGGCAAUGCUUAAUGUGAAAUGUAUAGCAACAGGACACAACGCUGACGACAUAGCUGAGACGGGCAGCGAGGGUACAAUUCCUAGAGUGAAACCGUUGAAGUAUACAUAUGAAAAGGAGAUUGUUAUGUACGCUCAUUACAAGAAACUGGUGUACUUCUCAACUGAAUGUGUGUUUGCUCCAAAUGCUUACAGAGGUCAUGCAAGGGCUCUGUUGAAAGAUCUGGAAAAAAUUAGACCUACUUGCAUUAUGGAUAUUAUAUACUCAGGUGAAACAAUGGCUGUGAAGGAAGAAGUAUCACUGCCCACACAGAGAAUAUGCACAAGAUGCAAAUUUGUGUCCUCUCAAGAGGUUUGUAAGGCUUGCGUUCUUCUGGAAGGAUUGAACAAGGGUUUACCGAAACUGGGCAUUGGAAAAAGUUCCAAGGCCAAGAAAAUGCUAGAAGAAUACAACGCAAACCAAAAUAAUAUGAAAACAGUUAUCAGUAAUAUUAAUGAUGACUGCAAGAAGAAUAAUUGUGUCUCCAGAGGAAAAGUGUGCAGGUCUAAUAGAAAUACAACAAAUUAUGUAGAAAAGGAAAAAAAUGAAGAUAAAUGUUGUAGUAGUACACAAGAAAAGACAAAAGACAGUGUUGCUACAAGUAGUUCCAAAAUAAACACACUUCUACAAGACUACGGCAUAUCAGAAAAUGGAUGUGUGGACGAUAAAAUCACAUUAAAUGGGGAAAGUUCUGAAAAUCAUAACUUCGAAGUUGAUUUACAUAAUGAAGAUACAUCUUUAAUAGAGGAAAAUGACGCGUGUGUAGGAGCAUGCGGCAAGAUGGACUCAUUACAAAUAGGUUUCUGA